Messenger RNA from Trichechus manatus latirostris (Florida manatee), 4509 nucleotides. RefSeq names its product Rho/Rac guanine nucleotide exchange factor 18 (gene ARHGEF18). Lineage: Eukaryota; Metazoa; Chordata; Mammalia; Sirenia; Trichechidae. Gene Ontology annotation, molecular function: guanyl-nucleotide exchange factor activity. The transcript is spliced from 28 exons. The coding region runs from base 307 to 4509 and encodes 1400 amino acids. The record is from RefSeq and is a predicted model, not a curated record. Gene Ontology annotation, biological process: small GTPase-mediated signal transduction.
UUGGGGGCGGGGUGAGGGUGGUAAGGCUCCCCCUGGUGCCCAACCCCACCUCCUCAAGACGCCUGCAUGCACAGGGCUGGGGGUGAGGGAAGAACCCCCUGCUUCUAGGACCCCUGACCUCUGUGCUGUUCUCUGACCCCUGGGUCAGCCCGCAGCAGGGACGAAGGUGUCAGGAAGUUGAGGAAGAGAAAGUUGAGGCAGAGCUGGGUCGCCCUGCAGUGACGCCGGGCCCUGGCCCAGUGAUGUUUCCCUAGCCGUGGGUCGAAGGGCACUGCAGGAGCUGUGAGAAUUGCCCCUAAUUGCCCAAUGGACACCCGCAGCACCGAGGACAUAGCUCCAUCUGGCUCUGAUUCCAAGCCAUGUGUCCAGCCCUUUGACUCUGGGGCUGCAGCCUCAGCCACCAACAGCAGCAGUGGUUCCUGCCCUGGACACUGGAGGCGUGAGAACUCGGACUUCUUCUCCACCACGAGGGAUGAGCAGGAAGAAGAUGGCUUUCCAGGGCGGCUGGACGAGAGCUCUGAGGACCUCAGCCUAGACUUGGGAGCCCUUCAGGGCAGCGACUAUCUCCAGGACCUGGGCCUGGGGGCCCCUUCCCAUAGCCUGUCUGAGGAGGCCAAUGACAGUUCCCCCCCUAGCGGAGCUGGAGGAGAUUCGCCCUUCUACAGCUGGGCAGGGUCCCUGGGCCCGCAGGCAAGGAGGCGCAGCUGGGAGCGGUCACGGAGCUGCUCGGAAAGCUGGCAGAGGCUCAGCCUCGACAUUUUAGAGGUGGAUGAGGGGCCUUCUCUCCCUCGGACACUGGCCAGCCUCACUCUUAACCUGUCAGGAGGGGGCCUGCAGGCCUGGACCCAAGGGUGCCUAACUGGGGGCGAGAGUCCAACAGAGCACCCAGGCAAGGAAGGUGGCGGCACUGAGAAAAGAAGGCGGUCAUGGUCAGUUCCGGUGUCCUCUGACGAGAUCAGCUCCCUGAAGCUCCCUCAGGCUCUGGAGGUGCCCAGUCCAGCUGUUCAAGGUCUGGACCCCCCAGUGCUGGAGUGGGUGGAAAAGGACCACGUGGAGCCCGAUCACGUGGCUCGGCAGAGGGCUCGCUUGCCGGCCAGCCCUGGGGCAUCCCAGUCCAACAUCACCUGGUUCGAGUUCCUGUCUGAGAGCGAGGAUGGCGGAGGCAGGACAGAGCGAAGUGACAGAGGGGCCAGGGUGAAGCGCAGCCUGAGCUCGCUCCGCAGCCGGGUCACCAGGCAGAAGGAGAAGGGUAAGAAUCCAGCCCAUCAGAAGGACAAGGGGCAGGAUGCUCCAGAGAGGCGGGAGUGUGUCAACGGGCACCAGCUGGUUCAAGGAACUUUCCGUAACCACUUCAGCUGCCCCCUGUGUGGCAAACCGUUCCUGAGAUCCGCCUCAAUGAAGGAGCGCCCACGGGGCACCCUUCUGUCCCCCGAUGACAGCCCGAUCCUGUCCAAGAAGGCCGGCAUGACGGUCCCGCAGAAGGGGGCUGCACCGCCAGCACUGAGCCCGACUGGAACAGGGGCGCGACUCGGAUCGGUUACAGGAGAGAUGGAUGACACCGACUCCGGGUUCUCGAAAUUCAAGCAGGCGGCUGAUGACUCCGUCUCACUUCCGUCUUCGAAUGCCGAGUCCGUUUUUGUGGAAGAUCCGUACACCGCCUCGCUGAGGAGUGAGAUCGAGUCAGACGCCCACGAGUUCGAGGCCGAGUCCUGGAGCCUGUCUGUUGACCUGGCGUACGUGAGGAAGCAAAAGCGAGAGGUGGUGAAAAGACAGGAUGUCCUGUACGAGCUGAUGCAGACGGAGGUGCACCAUGUACGCACACUCAAGAUCAUGCUGAAGGUGUACUCCCGGGCCCUGCGCGAGGAGCUGCAGUUCAGCAGCAAGGCUAUCGGCCACCUCUUCCCGUGCGCGGACGACCUGCUGGACAUGCACAGCCAAUUCCUUGCCCGGCUGAAGGAGCGCCGCCAGGAGUCCCUGGAGGAGGGCAGUGACCGCAAUUACAUCAUCCAGAGAAUCGGGGACCUGCUGGUGCAGCAGUUUUCAGGUGAGAACGGAGAAAGAAUGAAGGAAAAAUACGGCAUCUUUUGUAGCGGCCACAACAAAGCUGUCAGUCAUUACAAGUCGCUGCUGCAGCACAACAAGAAAUUUCAGAACUUGAUCAAGAAAAUCGGCAACUUUUCCAUCGUGCGGCGGCUGGGCGUUCAGGAGUGCAUCCUUCUGGUCACCCAGCGCAUCACCAAAUACCCGGUGCUGGUGGAGCGCAUUAUUCAGAACACGGAGGCUGGCACCAAGGACUACGACGACCUCACCCAGGCCCUGAACCUCAUCAAAGACAUCAUCUCACAAGUGGAUGCCAGGGUCAGCGAGUGCGAGAAAGGCCAGCGCCUCCGGGAGAUCGCAGGGAAGAUGGACCUGAAGUCCUCCAGCAAACUCAAGAACGGGCUGACCUUCCGCAAGGAGGAUAUGCUGCAGCGGCAGCUCCACCUGGAAGGCGCACUGUGCUGGAAGAGCACGUCAGGGCGCCUGAAAGAUGUGCUUGCUGUUCUGCUGACAGACGUCCUCCUGCUGCUACAAGAGAAGGACCAGAAGUACGUCUUUGCUUCUGUGGACUCGAAGCUGCCCGUCGUGUCUCUACAGAAGCUCAUCGUGCGGGAGGUGGCCAACGAGGAGAAAGCCAUGUUCCUCAUCAGCGCCUCCCUGAAGGGGCCUGAGAUGUACGAGAUCUACGCCGGCUCCAAGGAGGAGCGGAACACCUGGAUGGCCCACAUCCGCAGGGCCGUGGAGAGCUGUUCAGACGAGGAGGAAGGUGCCUUCAGCGAGGCCGAAGAGGAAAGGAAGAUGGUUGAGGCCCGUGCCAUGAGACUGAGGGACUUUCAGGAACGCCUGAGCAUGAAAGACCAGCUGAUCGCCCAGAGCCUCAGCGAGAAGCAGCAGAUCUUCCUGGAGAUGUCCGAGAUGAGCGGCCUUGAGGACUGCACCCAGGGCCCCCAGCCUCGGCUGCUCUUCCGGGGAGGGGACCCCUCCGAGAACCUGCAGGGGGAGCUGAUCCUCAGGUCCGCCAUGACGGAGAUUGAGGACAUCCAGAACCUGCUCUGUAGGCGGCUGGGCAGUGCCAGCGGCCAGGCAGAGGACAGCAGCAGCCUGCCCCACAGGGCAGAGACCUUCGGGGGCCAUGACAGCACCGUCAGCCUCAGCAAGAAUGGCAGUUUCAAGAAAAAGGUCUGCAGCAACGAGCCCAGGACCUGCGACUGCAGAGGCCCUGCGAGCAGCCCCGAGGGGAAGCCCAGCGACACCCCAGGGGCCCCCGAGGAAGCCCCCCAGGCAGCGCCAGGUGCAGACAGCAGUCCCUGUGGCCUGGAGUCGGAGCUUGUCCAGCGGAUCCAGACGCUGUCCCAGCUGCUCCUCAGUCUCCAGGCGGUCAUCGCGCAGCAGGACAGCUUCGUGGAGAUGCAGCGGGCCACCAUCCAAGAGCGUGAGAAGCAGCUGCGGCUGCAGUCAACACGCGGGAGCCUGCUGUUGGAGCAGGAGCGGCAGCGCACCUUUGAGAAGCAGCGCGAGGAGCUGGCAGGCGUGCAGAAGCUGCAGGGCCAGCUGCGCCUGGAGCAGCAGCGCUGGGAGCGCGAGCGCACACGGCAGCAGCAGGAGCUGGAGCUGGCGGCUGCCCGGCUGCAGGAGCGCGAGGACGAGGCACAGCAGCUGCAGGAGCGGCUGGGCCAGGAGCGCGCGGAGCUGGAGCGGCAGCGGCAGGCCUACCAGCAUGACCUGGAGCGGCUGCGCGAGGCCCAGCGGGCCGUGGAGAAGGAGCGAGAGCGAUUGGAACCGCUGCGGCGGCUCAAGAAGCAGAACACGGUGCCAGCGGUGCUGUCCGCUGAGGCGGCCGCAGAAGCUCUGCCCCCAAGCCACCCUGCCAGCUUCAACAGGGAAGGGCUGGACGGGCUCUCGGCCCUGACCAAAGUGCCAGGGAUGCGGAUGAGUGUGCUGCUGUCCGGAUCCGGGCCUGAGUACACAGAGCACCCCGAGGUGGCACGCCGGGACAGUGUGCCAGCCGAGAGCCGGCUAGCCAAGAACGAUGUGCCCAUCCAGCUGCUCAGCGCCACCAACCAGAUCCAGCGGCAGGCGGCCGUGCAGCAGCAGAUCCCCACCAAGCUGGCCACCUUCACCAAGGGCAGCAAGGACAAGGGGGGCAAGAGUAGGGGCUCCCAGCGCUGCGAGAGCACAGCCUCCUUCGACCUGAAGCAGCAGCUCCUUCUCAGCAAGCUGAAGGGGAAGGACAUUGUCGCCACCGCACGUACCCGCCGCCCACUGAGCCCUGGCCUGCUCGGUGGCCAGAGUGCCACACAACCCCCAGAGCCCUGCCUCCCGUCCCCGAGCCCAGUUCCUGCCAACAGCACACCCGAGCAUGUCUCCCCAAGGCUGAGCGCGGGCACAUCCUCCCUGCCCCUGCCACCGCCGGCCACCCCACCACCCGCCGAGGAGGAAACCAGCAAGGAAGAUGUCAUCUUUUUCUAG